CUGGCAAUCACAUGUGUUUGGGAUUCUGAAGUUGUUUUGCGAGGAUUCUCCCGAAACCUAUUUCAUGAUCUGAAAAGGGUGUUUUGCAAAGCAUAUGACUGCCCAGGAGGUGCGGCUGUGUGGCCUGCUGCUACAGGAGCACUUUGGAGAGGUGGUGGAGAGGAUAGGCACUCACCUGCUCAGAGGAGGGGCACAGAACCUCAGGACCAUCGCCAAUGAGACCAACACACCACUGGACCUGGUGAAGAAGUCUCUGUGUGUGUUGGUACAGCACGGUGCUUGUGAGUUCGGGUCGGGCCGGCGAGGCCCCGGGAGCCCAGUGGAGUACCGGGCCAGCUGUGAGCGGGUUCUAAGGGUUCUGCGGUACCCGCGGUACAUCUACACAGCUAAGACCCUGUAUGGAGACACAGGAGAACUCAUCGUGGAGGAGGUCCUACAACGAGGCCAUAUGACCAUGAGCAACACGGUCAAGACUGUAGCUGACCGACUCACUCAUAACAUGGAGGAGGGUCGUAGUAUGGAGUACAGUGAGGUGGUCUCAGCCUUCUCUAAGCUGGUGGAGACUCACUUCCUGCAGCGCUGUCCUCCGGUGGCCGAGAUGGGAACUGCAGCCACCUCCACUUCCGGCGACCCCGGCACCCCUGCCGCCCCCGCCUCCACUGCCCCCCCAACAGCAGAGAGCAACCCCGACUGCUACACACUGCCCCAUGUCACACUCAUAGGUCGUGGGAAGCGCAGACGCUCCAGUGACGACAGUGAGGAGCAGAGAGGAGGGAAGAAAGCCAAGAUGGACUCAGAGUCGUGUGGUGAUGAGGGGAUCUACUGGCAGGUGAACUUUGAGAGGUUCCAUCAGCACUUCAGAGACCAGGCCAUCAUUAGUGCUGUGGCCAGCAAACUGGACCAGACCAGUAGUGAGAUAGUGAGGACUAUGUUGAGGAUGAGUGAGGUUACCACCACACAGACCGCCGCCUACACUCAGCCCCUCUCAGCCAAUGAGAUCUUCCGCUCCCUCCCGCCCAACUACAGCAUCAGCAGACCAAUACUGGACCAGUACCUCUCCCUUCUGGUGGAUGACCCGAUGGAGUUUGUGGGGAAAUCAGGUGACAGUGGAGGAGGAAUGUACGUGGUCAAUCUCCAAAGAGCCCUGGCCAACCUGGCGAGAGCCACACUGGAGUCUGUGGUACAGGAGAGGUUUGGCUCGCGGUCGGCUAGGAUCUUCCGUCUGUUGCUAAGGAAACGUCACCUGGAGCAGAAGCAGGUGGAGGACUUUGCUAUGAUCCCUGCCAAGGAGGCCAAAGACAUGCUGUACACACUGCUGUCAGAGAACCUGGUACAGCUACAGGAAAUCCCUAAGACUCCUGACCACGCCCCUUCACGUACCUUCUACCUGUACACUGUCAACCAGCUGCCUACUGCCCGGCUACUGCUACAACACUGCUACAAGACAGUGGCUAAUCUGAUUGAGAGGCGCCUCUUCGAGACCAAGGAGAACAAGCGUCUGCUGGAGAAGUCCCAGCGAAUCGAGGCGAUCCUGGCAUCGCUGCAGGCCAGUGGGGCGGAGCCUGAACAGCUGACAGAGGUGGAGGAGAUGAUCACUGCCCCCGAGAGACAGCAGCUAGAAGCCCUGCGACAUCACAUCAACAAGUUGGACUCUACAGAGAACCAGGUGGAUGAGACUGUCUUUCUACUGGAGUCCUACAUCUUCUCUACCAAGACCAAGUGAGAGGGAGGGGAGAAACACAAUGGACAUGAAGUUGCAUCAAUACAAUAUGUUUGGGUUUUCAUAUACCUGUGCUUUUUCUGCCUGACGUACAGACGUCGUUAUUUCAGUUAUAUGUUCAACAAUGUCUGCUAGUGUGAAAGUGUUUUUUCUUUUAUAGAAUGAAGUAGUCUGAAAUGCCAGAUAAAAAAUACAAAUAAAAAGUUAUGUAAUAAAAUAUUUGGUUCAUGUGAAUGAAUGAUCCCAUGUAUGUAUAAAUGAACAUGAAAGAAACUAAAAUAACAUUUUCAAAAACUUUAA
Oncorhynchus nerka (sockeye salmon) is the source of this 2020-nucleotide messenger RNA. It is a transcript of the gene polr3c, whose product is annotated as polymerase (RNA) III (DNA directed) polypeptide C. Gene Ontology annotation, biological process: DNA-templated transcription. NCBI's taxonomy places the organism in Eukaryota, Metazoa, Chordata, Actinopteri, Salmoniformes, Salmonidae. Gene Ontology annotation, molecular function: single-stranded DNA binding. The record is from RefSeq and is a predicted model, not a curated record. Gene Ontology annotation, cellular component: RNA polymerase III complex.